AUUGACCGGGUGUUUCGUAAAGUGGUAAACAAACAAUUUAAAAAUUGAGAAAAUGUCGAAAAUGACCAAUGUUAACUCUAGCUUGGCUUACGAAAUACUUCUUUAUUUGAAUUCUUUUUAUUUAGGAAUGUUCUUCGUGUGUGAAGUAGCUAUGGGUAUACUGAAAGCUAUAAAUGUUUCGUAUCCAGAGAACGCUCUUUUUACCGAAGCCGGAAUAUUUUGUGCCCUUUGUUUAAUCGAAGUAAUUCGUAUAUUUUUGGGACGGAGAGGAAACUUGGCUAGUAAAAAAGUGCCAGUAUUCUUCUCAGUGGUACUUACAAUACCAUCUGCGGUUGGUGUUUGUUAUUUUCUUAUAUACCAGACUUAUAUACUACGACUGGAGUACAUAUGGUGUGCUGUGAUGCUCAUGUUCCAUGCAUUAGAGCUUGUCUUUGCCAUUCUCUUCGUCCUGACUGUAUGUAAAAGUCAUCAAUAUGAAUAGAAAACGUUUAAAUGGACUAUUUUGCCAAAGAGAUAUUAAAUGCCAAAGAUAUGGAC
This is a messenger RNA of Papilio machaon (common yellow swallowtail), 537 nucleotides long. RefSeq names its product transmembrane protein 216. Gene Ontology annotation, biological process: non-motile cilium assembly. NCBI's taxonomy places the organism in Eukaryota, Metazoa, Arthropoda, Insecta, Lepidoptera, Papilionidae. The coding region runs from base 53 to 481 and encodes 142 amino acids. Gene Ontology annotation, cellular component: ciliary transition zone. The transcript is spliced from 2 exons. The record is from RefSeq and is a predicted model, not a curated record.